Cherax quadricarinatus is the source of this 5377-nucleotide messenger RNA. The record is from RefSeq and is a predicted model, not a curated record. NCBI's taxonomy places the organism in Eukaryota, Metazoa, Arthropoda, Malacostraca, Decapoda, Parastacidae.
GAGUGUUGUCCCAGCGUCACGGCGCGACAGACAGAAUACAGCACAAGACACAGUGAGCACAGCAGGAGAAACAGCAAUUGGAACUUCGAUAAGGACACACGUGUAUAAUAAAAGAAAACGUUGAAAUGUUUUGUGUUUAAAUGGUAAAAACAAGAUAAGAGGAAGGAAGCUAACUGGAGGAAAUACCAGUGAGAUAUCACUGUUGUGAUGAAGGUGCUGCUGCCUCUUGCACUCAGCGCCGCCCUGGUGGCCACCGCCGCAGCUCAGAUGUGCGAAACGUCGACGUCGAUCACCAGGAGCACCAAAAACAAUUAUGCGCUCGAUGCAGACUCCUACAUCCUCUGGCUCAAAAUCCCUAACAUCUUAGUGAAGGUAAACUGGGUGGCAGACUUCACAUUCGACAGUAAAAGUGGAAAUGCGACUUUUGCACUUCAACUGAAGCUCCUAAAGAGUAAAAAUGUCAACUACAAGUUUUCAAAGACAGGAGCUGGAGCUGCACUUUAUGAAGAGCGGCUGUCCGGAAAGUGGUUAUCUGCUGGCUGGCUCGGUGUCGCUCUACGACAAUCAAAGUUCACUCUCAUCUUUCAUAAGAAAGAUACGCAGCUUCACAUUCAUCUGGAGGACAAACAGUGCUUUGUAGUCAAAGUCAGCACAACUGCCUCUGCUACCACUACUACCACAACUACUACAACUACCACCACGACUACAACACCACUCACUACUACUACUACCCCAGCUACCACUACCGCUGAGUCCACAACUACUGAAUCAUACGAGACAUCAACCAGUACUCAACCAGACUCAGAGACUACUCUCACCGUAGCUCUGGCGAACUCAACACUCGACCUCAAUAUUCAGGUCGAGGGAAUCACUGGCGAAGAAUGUAACAAGAUUCCCUUAUGGGCUUGGGUCUGUGUAGGACUGAUGGGCGCCUUCUUCGUCUUCUUUGUGGUCCUGCUGAUGUAUUCCAUAUUCCUGUGCCGUCGCAUCUGUACACUGGAAGCCUCCGUGGCAAGACAGGGACAGUACCUACGUGGCCGAAUAACUCCUGCUGGAGGCUACGGCGAGGAAGCGAUAGACAUGCAUUACUACGGCAUGAGGAAUCAAAAUCUCAUGAUUGGAGGAACAACUCCAAGAAUUAAGACUCCGUCACCUAACGCUGCUAGACACCGUGGCUCCAACACCACCCCAAGACUGUCAGGUUACAGACGCUCCAUAUCCAGCCCCGGUACUUCUGCCAACUUGAUUCCAACUAUAAACUUUCCUGCAGCGCCGACAGAAGCACCUCCUCCCAUGUAUCUACACCAGGCUCAGCUCAGGUGUACCUGUGACUCGGAGGAACGCUUAUCCAGUGAAGGCGACGCUAUGACUGGCAGGAAACAGUAUGACUGUUCUGAAAACAACUUGGCAGAUGAUGAAAGAAGCUUAAACAGCUUAAGAGAGAAUGCCAAGAUGAAUUAGAGAAUGAAUGUUGAUUCUGAAAGUUCAUAAUAUCGAACGACAUACUUAAGUGUAAAGGAUUUUGGGAUAAUUCGGGGGGAAAACGAAAAUUUAGUUUUAAUAGGCUUCCCCUCUAUUCUCUGUAUUUGUCUGAGUAGUCACAGAACAGUCAAAAGUAGACCUAAUGUAUAUAUAGUUGUAUUAGAGGCAAACACAUGGUAAAAGUAAUAGUGGAAAUCAUUGUUGACGAACCCAGUGAUGAUGUGAUAAGUGGGCACUGACCCACCUUAAUGCACCUACUUUUGUCGUUACUUGUAUAAGCGACGCACUAAGGUCAUAUACUCAGGUCUGUGGUGUUUGCCUGUGUAAUACAACAAUCUUGGUCGGUAUUGAUGUGUGUGUGUGUAAUAUACAAUGAUCUUUAGUGUUUGUAUAUGAAAUAAUGUAGUAUUGUAGCUCAUGUGUGUGUAAAAUGCCUGAUCUAUAUUUUUUUUUUUGGGGGGAGGGGGUGAAAUACACCUGUGUAUGUGUACUGGUAUAGGCUUAAAGUAAUUCAUAAGUUUUAGCCGCAUAACACUGUAUAUUAUGAGGUGUAAACACUUGUAUAUAAUGAGGUGCUAACGUGUAUAUUAUGAGGUGUAAGCACGUGUAUAUUAUGAGGUAUAAACACCUGUGGUCAUUCAUGAGGUAUCCCAGGAGGGAGACUUUAAGACGUUGCCUUUUUUUUUUCUUCUUAUUUUUCCAUCCUCCAACUUUUCGAUUUUAUUUCGCUCAUAUUUCGAGAACUCCUCAUCCAUUCGCUGUAUAAUCCCUACGUGUUUAGCGCUCCCCGUGAAAAUAAUAAUAGCCUCGUUCAUUAGGCCUCAAAAUUUCAACAUUAGUGUCCGGUUUCGAGGGCCAAAUCCUUGGAACAAUUGGCAUGUUCAUGUCAUCUAUGACCAAAGUUGUUGCGCCCAUUCCCAGCAUCCUGCAAUGGCUCCAUGAGCUUUAUCGUACAUCUCAAAGUUGUGUAUGGAUCCUGUCUCCACUACUUCACUCUCUAGAUUGUUCCAAUUCCUGUCAAAUCUAAGGCUGACGAAGAAGUACUUCCUAACAUUGCCAUAACUCAUCUGAGUGUGUUGUGUGUGUCUAUUUGUGUGUGUGUGUGUGUGUGUGUGUGUGUGUGUGUGUGUGUGUGUGUGUGUGUGUGUGUGUGUGUGUGUGUGUGUGUAUGUGUUUAUUUAUUGGGGAGACGUAUCAUCAACCAGUAACUUUCUCAGUCCAUCCCAGUGAUUAUUUUCUCUAUUAGAUUGUAUCAAAGCUGAGGGACUGAUCACCUCAAACUACUUCACGUCCUACACCUCUCUAGUAGUUAUUUUUUUAACUGGAUUAAUAAAGCCACCGAUUGGGAGAUCUUCUCCAUAAAAAAGAUACCCUUGUGAUGCACAAGUAUCUUAUUAAUCUAACAGACUUUACUUCCAAAGACACUUGUAGCAGUUGUAGCAAGAAUGUAGAUAACUUAUUCAGAGAACCGAAAGGUUGCUGUUUUUAGACAGUUGCGCAACACUUGUAAAUUUUUAAUGUGGAAACGUUUCGCCAAUCAGUGGCCUUUUUUUCCAGACUAGUCUUGCACAAGUGUCUUAUUCAUCACGUAACAAGAAGGUUUGCAGCAUCUGGUCUGGUGUAAAUGAGAGUGACGAACUUUAAUGUUGUUGUGUUUACAUGUUGGAUAAGAAGGCAAAGAUUUGGCAGAGGUACUGAGAAUUUUUUUAAGCCAUUGUUAAGUGUAAUUGUUGAAAGGUUCAGAGGUGUUGUAUAACGUAAGCUCAUCUAGCCAAUGCAGCCAACCCUGGCACCUUCAGCGCCUCCAUAAAUGAACUCUUUCGUCUCAACAAUAUGCCAGCCUUUGCAUUUCCUAACUCCCUACCAUCAGCUGACAUCAUCAAAAUUCUUCCAAACAUCAUCAACUUCACUACUACUGCUGACCUGUCUCCUACUGCCCAAGCAGAUGUUCCUGCACCUGCCACAACUUGCCACACCACUAUUCUAGCUGCCUCGAGCACUACCUCCCACACUGAUGCUACACCACCAGAACAGCUCUCCACUGAUCCUGCCGACCCUCAGUCACCUGCUAGUACCAAAACAGACUCAUCUAAUGAAUACAUAUCUGAAGAAGAUAUCGACGACUCUACCACACCAAUUUGGGAAAUCUCACAUUUUACACUGCACCAUCAAAUGUCGACACUAUGACCUGCACUGAACUCUUCAAAGUCCUCGGUGCAGGAACUGUUAAGUUCUCCUGUGAACAACCUUAUCACUUCACUGUCACCUAAGUUCUGGAAUUCCUUAAACCUCUUCGUUUCACCUUUGGAAACAAGACAUAUCUUUACCACCUCUCUAGAAGCAACUUCAAGAGAUUUGAGAAUGGAUCUCCUACAAACCUGCCACCCUAAUUACGUCGAACACCACCACCAGUAUGCUGCCCUCUGAUGUUCUUCGCUGCCUGCCUUGUCCUGCUACUAACCUACUACUACAAGACCAACGCAACUGGUCUGCUAUUCCUAUUCUCAAGUCUGUCCCACGAUCGCCUUAGCUGCUGGGUUAAGCCCUGGCUUUAUUUCUACGACUGAGAACACUCUCCAGCGUUAUUCUUCGUCUGUCCCGUCUUCCUAACUCAUCCCAUUGGAAUCUUACCUGUACUUUUUCGUUCGUUCGUUCGAUAUUUCAUAUUUGGAACUAGUAAUAAUGAGACCGGUGGUGAGUGAAGCGCUUCCUUUAUCUUAUAAAAGUAAAAAUUUAGUUUUGUAUUGCUUGAUAAUAACCCACAUGGAGACAGAAACUCAGAAGAUUGAUUGAUCUGUAUACUUCGACCCCCUUCUGGGAUCCUCCUCAGCAGAUAUACUGAAGAGGACCCCAGAAAGGGGUCGAAAUAUACAGACCAACCUUCUGAGUUUGUCAACAUGUGGGUUAUUACUGAUCAAUGAUAAGUGUUCAUUACACUUUAGCUCGCUAGUAAUAUUCAUUGAAACAUUAUACAAGUCUCUCUCAAUUUUCACACCUUCACUUCUCUCACCGUCUCUGUAAUGACAGAAAAAUAUUCACCACCACACACACACACGCAAAACAAAGACUUUCGAGGAUAAAAAUAACAGAAACCAACUCGAGAGGCUCGAUCUCUUGACAAAAGGACUUCUGCUGGUGGUCAAUCCUGAAACCUGGCCAGCAAGUCUCUAUGUUGGUGUCUCUGAUGCUACGUUAUGUUGUGAUGUAUUGUGAUGUGUGUUGGCAUGUAGCACAGCAUGAAUGGUUUAAGAUGCUAUCUUAUGUUUUCUUUAAUUCAAUUAUCACGGAUUUAGCGCUUGCUUAUAAUUAUAAUAAAUUCAAUUAUUACUGAUAACGAAAACUAAAUCACCUGUAUCAACUAAGAGUCGUGCUGUUCAUAGUAAUUAUACAUAAAAACAUCGAAUUUUUUAUUUAUUUUCGUUUUAAAUACUUUUUAUAGGUGGUAAAUCUUUGAGUAAAGUUGUAUUGAUUUACCAUACAACAAAUGAUAAUCAUACAGUGACCUCAAACUUCUCUUGUUUAAAAAGCAGAGAUAGAUAGAUAGAUAGAUAGAUAGAUAGAUAGAUAGAGAGAGAGAGAGAGAGAGAGAGAGAGAGAGAGAGAGAGAGAGAGAGAGAGAGAGAAGAUUGCAGGAAUAUUUCUGAAAAGAUUGCAGGAAGUAUUUCUUUACCAAUAUAGUAACUGAGGAGUGAGAUGAGCUCCAGGAGGAAGCUGUGAGUGCAACAUCUAUUGUAAACUUUAAGAAUAAUUAAGAAUAAGAAAAAUAGGAAACAUCACAAAUAAUUAUUGGGGAACAGGAAAAUACAACAUGCAUGUCACUGAUGCGAAAUAUUAAUAUAUUAAGAAAAAAGUUUAUUCCGAAAAUAAAUGUGUUACAAUAUUGAUGAUAUUUCUA